AUCACGACUACCUUCUCCAGGCGAAUCAACUGUGGUCGACGCGGGUAAACGCCAAGCUGUCACCAUUUCUGUCAAAAUUUGUGAUCGCGAGCGGCCAUCAUCAUACCCGAGCGCGUCGCGUAAAGCAAUCAAACCCAGCGCACAGCACCACCAUGGGACGUCGAAAGUCGAAGAGAAAGCCACCGCCGAAGCGUAAGAACAUCGAACCUCUGGAUCAACAGUUCAACUGCCCGUUCUGCAACCACGAAAAGUCCUGCGAAGUGAAGAUGGACAAGAGCCGGAACUCGGCGCGAAUAACCUGCCGGGUGUGUAUGGAGGACUACCAGACGUCGAUCAACUUCCUGUCCGAGCCGGUCGACGUGUACAACGAUUGGGUGGAUGCGUGCGAGAGCGCCAACUAAAUCGGAAUCGGACGGCUCCGGAAGUGGUGUGCCGGAGAGGACGGACCCGGCAUACCUGUAUUAGGAUGUAAAGCGUCGACUAUUUAUAUCACUUAACCCACUAAUGUAGAAACUGAUGGACACAUGCAAAACCGGCUAGAUUUAGUUAACGAUUUCCUUGAUGAAAAGAUUGAUACACUUUCAUUAUAUUAAUUUGUGUGAGACUUUGAGGUUUAUUUUGAAAAUAAAUUAUCAGGAUGUGAAGCACCA
This is a messenger RNA of Aedes aegypti (yellow fever mosquito), 650 nucleotides long. Its product is annotated as transcription elongation factor 1 homolog. Gene Ontology annotation, biological process: transcription elongation by RNA polymerase II. Bases 153 to 401 code for a protein of 82 amino acids. The record is from RefSeq and is a predicted model, not a curated record. Gene Ontology annotation, molecular function: RNA polymerase II complex binding. Gene Ontology annotation, cellular component: transcription elongation factor complex. NCBI's taxonomy places the organism in Eukaryota, Metazoa, Arthropoda, Insecta, Diptera, Culicidae. The transcript has 2 exons.